Molecule: messenger RNA, 2084 nt
Organism: Papaver somniferum (opium poppy)
Lineage: Eukaryota; Viridiplantae; Streptophyta; Magnoliopsida; Ranunculales; Papaveraceae
Product: probable magnesium transporter NIPA8
Exons: 14
Coding region: 520-1845 (441 amino acids)
Biological process (GO): magnesium ion transport
Cellular component (GO): membrane
Molecular function (GO): magnesium ion transmembrane transporter activity
Source: RefSeq, a predicted model, not a curated record
CUUCCUCCUCUUUUGACAGUUGAGUAGGUUGUGGGGAAGAAAGAAAAAAACGUUUUCUAUUCAUCAAGAGUCUCACGUUUAAUACUUUGUUGACCCCCACUUUCUUCUUCGUCAAAAUCAAAAUUCAUUUAAACCAGAAAUCAUUUUCUCAAUCUCCCUCCUUCCUUCAAAACAACUAGGGUUAGGGUUUCUUCCUCUUCAUCAUCUUUAAUUGAAGCUCCCUUUCUCUUUCAAUUUCUUAUUAGGGUUGGAUUCAAAAUCUUAAUCAAGGUAUUUGAGGUUCUAUUUGGGUAUUCUGGAUCAUCGGAGAGAGCUUAAAUGAAAAUGUGUAUUACUUGAAGAAGAAGAAGAAGAUUUUUCAGGCUCUGUGAUCGAUGGAUCAUAGAGAAAAUCUUUGGUUCUACAAUUGUUUUACAAUUAGUUUGAUGUUCUGUUAUUAUUCAUAAGCUCACUAAGAGGUGGUAAUAUCAGUAGUUAACAAAAGAUAUUAGAAGUGUUUUCUGAAUAUAUAUAUAAUCUAUGGGGGAGUGGAUUGUUGGAGCUGUUAUUAAUCUGUUCGGCAGCAUUGCUAUAAAUUUUGGAACAAACCUCUUAAAAUUGGGACAUAAUGAGAGAGAAAGACUAUCCGCCCUUGAGAGUGAUGGGGGCAAGCUUACGGUGAAACCAAUAAUAUACAUCCAAAGUUGGAGAGUUGGGAUUUUGUUUUUUGCUCUUGGGAAUUGUCUCAACUUCAUUUCAUUUGGAUAUGCUGCUCAGUCACUUCUUGCAGCCCUGGGAUCUGUACAGUUUAUAUCAAAUAUAGCUUUUGCAUACUUUGUUUUGAAAAAGAGGGUGACUGUCAAAAUUUUGAUUGCCACUGCUUUUAUUGUUCUUGGAAACAUCUUUCUCGUUGCAUUUGGCAACCAUCAGUCACCUGUUUACACGACAGAGCAGUUGGCGGAGAAAUAUAGCAACAUUGUAUUUCUUCUUUACUGCAUUAGUUUGAUCUUGGUAGUGGCUUUCCAUCACACUAUCUACAGGAAAGGAGAACUUCUUUUUUCUGUUCAUGGACAUGAUCUUAACUCAUAUUGGAACACGUUGCUUCCAUUUUCAUAUGCCAUCGUGUCUGGUGCUAUAGGUUCAUGCUCGGUAUUAUUUGCAAAAUCUCUGUCGAACCUGUUGAGAUUGACCAUGUCCAGCGAUUAUCAGUUCCAUAGCUGGUUCACAUACUCGAUGUUGCUUUUGUUUCUUAGCACAGCUGGGUUUUGGAUGACAAGACUCAAUGAAGGAUUGGCUUUAUUCGAUGCAAUACUUAUUGUCCCAAUGUUCCAGAUUGCUUGGACAUUCUUUUCCAUCUGUACAGGAUUUGUUUAUUUCCAGGAGUAUCAGGUGUUUGAUGCUUUGAGGACAACAAUGUUCAUAUUGGGAAUGUCAUCUGUGUUUGUGGGUAUUUCUUUGCUGGCACCAGAUGAAUCAAAAGGUGGUGAAAGCAGAGAGUCUACAUCUUUAAUGUCUUCCACCUCUCCAAACAACACAGAUAGGCUGGAUAAACUGCCAACCAUAGAGUCGGAUAUUGAAGAUAUGAGGUCUUCGUUUGUGCAAGCAAUGAUAAAGAGGGUGUCAGCUAUAGUAGUCAAGGCAAAGAGCACGUGUUCAUUGUCAUUAGGUUUAGGAGAGGACACUAUUGGAGCAUCCUCGGUUUUUGUGAUGCCAAUGGUGUCUUCAAGAAUGACAGGAUUUAGAGGAAACGGGUUGACUCGGGGUAAAUUUUCUCCAAGACACCCGGGUUGGACUAAAAUCACAAUUGAUGACAGUGAUGCAGAAAUGCUAGAGACAAGCGCUAUGCUGUCUCAGAACCGUGAUUAGUGAACUCAAGUACAAAACAUGAAGAUGCCUGCCGAUUACAAAAUAGAAAAAGGUAUUUUUUGGACAAAAACAUUCUUUCAUUUCAACUGUAUCAUGAUUGUAUAGAAUCAAUAUUUUCUUUAGUCUGUACGUGUAAUGUAAUUCUAUGGGACCUUGUCUGUAUCAUACCCUUUUAUAGUAUUCAUGAUAUUGUGAUAAUAGUUCAUUCAUCCACAACGAGUUAUCUGUUCCUUUUUUCA